Sinocyclocheilus anshuiensis is the source of this 1194-nucleotide messenger RNA. RefSeq names its product HRAS-like suppressor 2. Gene Ontology annotation, cellular component: cytoplasm. The transcript is spliced from 4 exons. The coding region runs from base 34 to 546 and encodes 170 amino acids. Gene Ontology annotation, biological process: N-acylphosphatidylethanolamine metabolic process. Gene Ontology annotation, molecular function: A2-type glycerophospholipase activity; glycerophospholipid phospholipase A1 activity. NCBI's taxonomy places the organism in Eukaryota, Metazoa, Chordata, Actinopteri, Cypriniformes, Cyprinidae. The record is from RefSeq and is a predicted model, not a curated record.
GUUUCUGCCCUUAACGACUAAACAACACGAGAGAUGGACUACAAAGAACAGGUUGAGCAGGUUGUAUCCACCGCGCAAUUCGGAGAUUUGAUCGAGUUCUCGUACCCCAUUGGCUACGCACACUGGGGCGUGUACGACGGAGAUGGAUACGUCAUUCACUUUGCGGUUGCCGAUGAAACUCAGGUGAUGGGUACGUUUCGAAAUUGUCUGCAGGCUAUCUUCCCUGUUUGUGGUGAUCUUUUGCUUGGAGAAACUAAGAUUCGGCGUCAGCUCCUGUCUGAAGUUAAUGUGCCAAAAGGAGCUCGUGUUUCAGUGAGCAAUAACCAGCACGCUCUCGAGCCUUCACCUGUGGAUGAAAUUAGAAAACGACGAGAUGCUUUACUGGACAAAGAGUUUACUUACAAAAUCUUCACACACAAUUGUGAGCACUUUGCCACAUUUGUCCGCUCCGGUAAAGCUAUGUGCAAUCAGAUUCCAGGGAAGCCCAAAAACAAGGAAUGUGUGGAAUCUACACAAUUAUUUAGCUACCUUGUGCCAUCGAGUUAACCUACUGAAUACCAACAACUACAGAUUAUCACAAUAAUAAUAUAUUAUGUUUGAUUAAGGAUAUUUCUCACACACUCGUUAAACCAGUUAAGAUUCCUGUUUGAUGUAAUUGAAAAGGGUUCUUCACACUGAUCUGUAAUAGUAUAUAGAUCAGUGGUUCCUCACUUUCUUCAGUGUGCCUGCAGGUCUUGUUAGGUCUCCUAGCCUUGUCAAGCUGGUCUGUUGGCUGGUUUUAAAAUGGUUUUGGGUUCAGGCCAGGAGACCAGCUUGGUUAUGCAGGAAGACCAUAUAUACCAGCUAAAACCUAUACCAGCUUACACCUGCUUUUUUCAGCAGAAAUGCUGUCAAAAUGUACAUUGAAUGUUUAGUAAAGGUGUUCUGAUGUUUCUGACUGUCCUUUUCACAUUUCUAACUAAUAUGGCACAUAAUAGCCUAUUACCAGUUUACACCACAAACACCAUUAAAUUGCUUGACAAGUGCAGAUUUAUUUCCUGUGCUAAUGCAUUGUGUAUUACAACAGAAAGUAUGGGAAAUAUCUAAGAGUUCAUCUUUUUUGAAUAGCCAACACCCAGCAAACACCGAACAUUCCCCUAAUGUUAGCAUAUGGUUCCGGUUUAAUUCUUUUUUUUUUUGGGUCCAAAUAAUGUU